Molecule: messenger RNA, 216 nt
Organism: Haemonchus placei
Lineage: Eukaryota; Metazoa; Nematoda; Chromadorea; Rhabditida; Trichostrongylidae
Source: the annotation of a GenBank genome assembly
AUGGGACCAACAACGGCACCAACGGGAUCGAUGUGGCAGCCCGAAUUCAGCUCUGAACAUGCAUCCGUGACAAACGCUGAAGCGACAGAUGCUCAUACUGGAAUCGUUACCAGUCAAGCCACAAAUCCAUUUGGAAAUGUUUCCUUCCAAGCUCAAGGCGAGUUCCAAUCACAAAUCACUUUUUUACCUACUCUAGUUACUUCUAAUUAUGAUUAA